AUGAAAAUUAAUUACACGCAACUGUAUAUAAAGGCGCAUUAUUUCUUUUUUUUUGCAAGUUGUGGUAUUACUUAUCCGUAUAUUCCAGUUUACGGAAGGCAAUUAGGUAUUUCACCGUUAGUAUUGGGUAUCAUUUGCACAAUUUUUCCUAUACUACAUCUGAUAGCAAAACCAGCGUUUAGCUUUUUAGUAGACUAUUUUGGAAAUUGGAGAAAACUAAUUUUUAUGGUGUUCGUCAUAGCAACAGGUGGCUCUUAUAUUAUAAUAUUUUUUUUACCAUUACCGAGUCCUAUGUUACUGGAUCAACAUUUGAAAAAUAUUUCGUGUACAUCUCUAUCAUAUUGCGAUAUGGAAUAUCAUGCAUCAGAAAUUGCAUCGUGUAACGGUACAAUAGACACUACAUGUCAUUGGAUAUGUAAAGACACAAAUUUUUCCAUGCGAUUAUCUUUUUAUACAAAUCAAAACAAAGUAAUUGUCUCGCCAAAUUUUACAUGUUUAUUAAACAUUAAUGAGACGUUAUUGUGUCAGAAAAUUGUAACAAAUAAUUAUAAUUGCAAUAUUGUUUGUGAUAAUUUUGAAAACCAAUGUAUAUUCACAUCUAUUACUUUUUGGAUAUUUAUCCUUUUGUGGUGUCUUGGCGAUUUUAGUUAUUUUACUUCCCUCGUUAUAAGUGAUACUAUUUGUUUUAGUAUAUUAGGACAAGGGAAACAAUCGAAUUACGGUAAGCAGCGAUUAUGGGCUACAAUUGGUUAUGGUAUUGCUGCAUGUUUGUCUGGAUAUAUGAUAGACUUAUGGUCGCACAAGGGAAUUUAUAAAACUUAUACACCAAUACUGGUUCCUGUAGCCAUAUUUAUUUGUAUUGAUUUGAUAUGCUGUAUAAAAUUGAAGAUGUCAUUUAAAUCAGGAUCUACAACUAUAAUAAAGGAUGUGACUAUGCUUUUGAAAUCAAAAUCCGUCAUUAUAUUUUUGUGUUUCGUUAUAUUCUCGGGGAUGCUUAAUAGCAUUAAGCGUACCUUUUUGUUAUGGUAUGUAGAAGAUCUUGCUGUUACAACCAAUUAUAUGAGCAACAUUAAAUUGAUAGAAGGUUUAAUUACAAUGACCGAAACGUUCGGUGGUGAAGUAAUAUCUUUUUUCUUUUCUGGUAAAAUAAUAGAUAAGCUAGGAUAUACCUAUACUUUGAUAUCGUGCUUUGUAUGCUACGCGUUUCGGCUAGGAUUAAUAUCUUUAUCUACAAUACCAUGGUGGAUACUUCCAAUAGAAUUACUUUUACAUGGGCCAUCGUAUGCUAUCUGCUUAACAACAAUAACAGCGUACGCGAACUCAGUAGCACCUCCAGGUAGUUCAGCUACUGUUCAAGGACUUAUUCAAGGCAUGCACGACAAUUUUGGGUUCUUGAUUGGUAAUUUGGUAGUAGGUGUUUCAUAUGAAAAAUUUGGUGGUACAAUAACUAUGAGAAUAUUUUCAGUAUUCGCAGCGUUAUCUGCAAUAGUAUAUUUUCUUUUUCACGUUCUCUAUUUAAAGCAUAAAACAUCAGAUUUGCGCAACAACAUUGAAUGGAGAAAACCGGAUGAUGCACAGAAACACUGUGUAAUAGCAGGAACGUAAUAUAUUUUU
Cyphomyrmex costatus is the source of this 1614-nucleotide messenger RNA. RefSeq names its product major facilitator superfamily domain-containing protein 6. Gene Ontology annotation, cellular component: membrane. The coding region runs from base 1 to 1605 and encodes 534 amino acids. The record is from RefSeq and is a predicted model, not a curated record. The transcript is spliced from 9 exons. Lineage: Eukaryota; Metazoa; Arthropoda; Insecta; Hymenoptera; Formicidae.